UAUCGUAAUUAUGGGACACGUUCGGGGGUUGAAAUCUACUGAAACUAUCCCACUCCCUAAACAGCUGCGUCGGGCCACUCUCUCACUCACUCGCUGCCUGCCAUGGCUCUCCGAACCCUCUUCACCAAGAAAGCCCUAACUCGAGCUUCCGGCUUGGGGCCCCUUGCUGCGGCCGCCGGGGAUCGGGGCCUUGGAUCGGGUCUCGGCCAGGCGCGGGGCCUCACGGCCGCCAGCCUCCCGGACCUGCCCUACGACUACGGCGCCCUCGAGCCCGCCAUCAGCGGCGAGAUCAUGCGGCUCCACCACCAGAAGCACCACCAGGCGUACGUAACCAACUACAACAACGCCCUCGAGCAGCUCGAGGCGGCCGUAGCCAAGGGGGACGCCCCGGCGGUGGUCCGGCUGCAGGGCGCCAUCAAGUUCAAUGGUGGAGGUCAUAUCAACCACUCGAUCUUCUGGAACAACCUCAAGCCUGUAAAAGCAAGUGGCGGUGAGCCUCCACACAGUGCACUUGGUUGGGCAAUCGACACAGACUUUGGUUCCUUAGAGGCUUUGGUGCAGAAAAUGAAUGCAGAAGGUGCUGCUCUACAGGGAUCUGGAUGGGUGUGGCUAGCUCUGGAUAAGGGAAGUAAGAAACUCAGCGUUGAGACCACUGCAAAUCAGGAUCCACUGGUGACAAAAGGUUUGCACAUGGUUCCUUUGCUUGGUAUUGAUGUUUGGGAACAUGCAUACUACCUGCAGUACAAGAAUGUAAGACCAGACUAUCUGAAAAACAUAUGGGAUGUGAUAAACUGGAAAUAUGCCAGUGAAGUGUAUGAGAAAGAGACUGCAUAAUGUUUGCUUUCAUUCUCUUCCCGGUCGUGUUUAAUCUCGAGGAAUUUUGUAUCAAAUAAGGUAGUUGUCGUGACAUGAGGGAAAUUACACUUCAUUGCUUUCAAUUAAAUCUGCAGUAUCUAUCAAUGCCCCAGGUUUUUCUCUUUACCAGUAGAUCUACUCAUGUAUCAAUUUAGCAACUGGAGUAUAUAUGGUACCUGUCAAUAAAUUCAUCGGAUUUCGGAAAAAAGGACUAGAGCCUUUUGGAAUUUCAAAUUGUGUUAUUCGGAAGUGCAUGGGGGCUUACAAAGUGCUACUGGUGAUUCCAGCGUGAUAGGAACGGCAAUCGCUGCUGCUUCCUAUGUGGUAUGGAAGAAUGUUGCUCUGAAUCUACUCAUCUUGCUCUACAGAUGUAAACUGCAGUUUGAUCCAGUUCUUUAUUUAGGCUGGAUAAGACUUAAAUGACUCCAUUUUGCUA
Molecule: messenger RNA, 1291 nt
Organism: Musa acuminata AAA Group (dessert banana)
Lineage: Eukaryota; Viridiplantae; Streptophyta; Magnoliopsida; Zingiberales; Musaceae
Product: superoxide dismutase [Mn], mitochondrial-like
Exons: 6
Coding region: 103-834 (243 amino acids)
Biological process (GO): superoxide metabolic process
Cellular component (GO): mitochondrion
Molecular function (GO): metal ion binding; superoxide dismutase activity
Source: RefSeq, a predicted model, not a curated record